AUGUCCGGUCUGAACCGGGUUGCUAGUUACAGCGAGGGCGAUGACGGGGCGGUGGUCGCAGGUUCCCGCCAGCGUUCAUCACCAGAAGAGGGGCGUCUUAUAGACAGCAGGUACUACAGCGACAUGGACAUGAAUCGUACUAUCGCCUCACACCAGAGACACAGUCAAACGUACAACGACGGGAAUUUAGAGCCGGUGCCGGAAGGUCGGAGCUUGGAGCACACACGCACGCAGUUCACCGCAACGCCGGGGAUUGACAAUAUGGGGCCCUCGGCCGUGGGCGGAGGCAUCAGUGGUAUCGCCCUUGGCGUUGCUAAUACCCAUGACCGCCAGAGUGGUGUUGACGCUUUCAGGGAAACAGCCGGUCCAUUGUACAAUGUCCCCGCAGAACGAGAUUAUCACACCACUGGCGCCGAGAAUCCGUAUGUCCCCGCACCGCCGCCACAUUCAGAAGGCACCUUUUACGCCAGCUCAGAAACCCUGCGACCGCGCGAUUCCUACGGGUCGAAUGUUGCGCUGGGCGCGGCGGGUGCAGCCCCGGGACAGUUGACGCCGACUACGGCGCCUUCUCAGCACAGCAUUCAAGAUAGUCCUUAUCAGGGGGUGGGGGCGUUCAGUGAAGGGCCCUACCAACGGCAAUCGGUUUAUUCUACGCAAAACUACCCGCUCACGUUCAAUCCGGAUGAGAUUGCAGAUGACGGGGACGAUGGGUUUGUCAACGUGGCGCCGAAGGGUGUGUCGCCGUCGAGUCAUCAGAGCUUUAACGGAACAGCAGGUGCUGCCGCCGUUGGGGGAGCCGCUACAGGUGGGCUUCUAGGUGGUUUUAGGGGCUUGUUUGGGGGGAAGAAAGACUCCAGUCCGUCGUAUGGACCGGUUCCUGACCCAGGGCUGGAAGCAGCCGAGAAAGGACAGAGAGCUGGCUCGAUAGCCGGAGCAAACUCUUCGGAGAUCAAGGAUUUGAUGAAUAAUGCUAAUCUGCACAAGGUCUUCCCGGGAGUGGAUUAUACGCCAUGGGGAGUGCAGUACCCGCUUUGCUUGAAGUAUCCUCCUUCCCAAAACAAUGUCACGCGCGACCUCGCGGUUCUCUCGCAGUUGACCAAUACGAUCCGACUAUAUGGUACCGAUUGCAACCAAACAGAGAUGGUGCUUACUGCUAUCGACCGCCUCGAGUUGACCGACAUGAAGCUUUGGCUGGGUGUGUGGAUUGACAGCAACCAAACAACGAGCGAGCGCCAAGUCAAACAGCUUUACAACAUCAUCGAUGACGCAAACAACACCUCGAUCUUCAAGGGAGCUAUCAUCGGGAACGAAGCUCUAUAUCGCGCAGGCCCAGACAUUGCGACUGCCCAGACAACCCUGAUCAGCUACAUGACUGACGUCAAAAACCACUUCAAGCAAAAUAGCAUCGACCUCCCCGUGGGGACAUCAGACCUGGGUGACAAUUGGAAUCAGGAGCUGGUUGAGGCAGCCGACUUCGUCAUGUCGAACAUCCAUCCGUUCUUUGGCGGUGUUAAAGCCACCGAGGCAGCCAGUUGGACCUGGACUUUCUGGCAAAACCACGAUGCUCCGCUGACUGCAGGCACCAACAAGCAGCAGAUCAUCUCGGAAGUGGGUUGGCCUAGCGGUGGAGGGAAUGAUUGUGGCGAUGGCGACAACUGCGAAAAUGAUACUCAGGGAGCUGUAGCAGGUGUUGACGAAAUGAAUCAAUUCAUGGCCGACUGGGUGUGCCAGGCUUUGGAGAAUGGGACCGAGUAUUUCUGGUUCGAGGCCUUUGAUGAGCCUUGGAAGGUUCAGUACAACAUCGAAGGCGAAGAAUGGGAGGAUAAAUGGGGUUUGAUGGAUGCAGCACGCAAGCUGAAACCAGGCCUGAAAAUCCCCGACUGCGGCGGCAAGACCGCUACAUGA
Aspergillus aculeatinus CBS 121060 is the source of this 1905-nucleotide messenger RNA. It is a transcript of the gene bgt3, whose product is annotated as putative cell wall glucanase. Bases 1 to 1905 code for a protein of 634 amino acids. Gene Ontology annotation, cellular component: fungal-type cell wall; cell surface; extracellular region. Gene Ontology annotation, biological process: cell wall organization. NCBI's taxonomy places the organism in Eukaryota, Fungi, Ascomycota, Eurotiomycetes, Eurotiales, Aspergillaceae. The record is from RefSeq and is a predicted model, not a curated record. The transcript is spliced from 3 exons. Gene Ontology annotation, molecular function: 1,3-beta-glucanosyltransferase activity; glucan endo-1,3-beta-D-glucosidase activity.